Molecule: messenger RNA, 2506 nt
Organism: Solanum lycopersicum (tomato)
Lineage: Eukaryota; Viridiplantae; Streptophyta; Magnoliopsida; Solanales; Solanaceae
Molecular function (GO): catalytic activity
Source: RefSeq, a predicted model, not a curated record
GAGAGGAUUGAGCAUUAUAAUCAUAUAUCCACGUGACACGAUCUCGUGACUUCAUUUUUAUUUAAAUGAAAUGAAUCCGAUCCUUUAAUUUUUUAACUUCACUGUGAAUGAGUUAUACUCUUUUUCUUAGUUCGAAUUUUGACAGUAACAUUUUAUAAGCUAAUGCCGAUCGUAACCAGUUCGCAGUUCAACAAGUCAAUACUUUAAAAGUUAUUUAAUAAAUUUGGGGAUUUCAGUUCAUAGGGCAAGAAAGGGAGGAUCGAAUAUUCGAUGCUUUCAAUCGGAAGGAAGGCAUCGAUCCAGAGAUUACUUUACAAACUAUCAACAGAGGGUUGCCGGAAAUCUAGUACCCAUGGCUUGUUACGCGGCGAUUGAAAAGGGCGGCGACGUGUUUUUCCCAACUCCGGCACGUUCAGUUCGUCGGUCUUUUCACUUGCUCAUGUUCGUGCUUAUAUUUACUUUGUUGCUAAAUAGCAACUGCGUUUCUUCAUACUCAUCAGGAUACUGGGAUUUUAGCAGCAGCAACUCCACUGUGAUGGAAAGAGGGAAGUUGGGUCCCGGAAAUCCCGGUGUAUGUUCCAGAAAGGCCAAACAUCUUCCAGUUUGUGAAUGUGGAUUCAAAAUGUUGGACUCUUGCUUCUUGAAUAAGAACAAGAUGCUUGAAAUAGAAAAGGGAGCAAAUGACUUUAACAUACCCAUAAUCAGAUCCAACCGAAAAUUAGUUGCCUCUACUGAUGGAGGUCUGCAUAAACCGUCUUGUUUAGUCUUCAAUUCUGCAUGGAAGGCCCGACAAGUAGAACACGAACCAAACAAAAAGCUCAAUUAUCCAUCACCUGCUGGUAUACAAAGACCAAAAAGUGAUGAGGAUAUCGCAUUCAUGAGUAUUCUUGAACUUGGCCAGCUUCUCAAGGAAAAUUUAAUCACAUCAGUGGAGCUGACUGGAAUUUUCUUGAAGAGACUGAAGAGGUAUGGUCCUGUUCUUGAAUCGGUCGUUACAAUUACUGAAGAAUUAGCAUACAAACAAGCAAAAGAGGCUGAUCAACUUCUUGCUGAAGGCAAAUAUUUGGGUCCUCUUCAUGGGAUUCCUUAUGGUCUGAAGGACAUCAUAGCAGUACCUAACUAUACCACAACAUGGGGUUCAACAUCUUUUAAAGACCAAGUUCUUGAUAUUGAAGCUUGGGUUUAUAAAAGGCUGAAAUCUGCCGGGGCAGUUCUUGUUGCAAAGUUAGUAACUGGUUCUUUAGCAUAUGAUGAUAUCUGGUUUGGUGGUAGAACAAGAAACCCGUGGAAUAUCGAGGAAUAUUCUACGGGAUCAUCAGCAGGUCCUGCUUCUUGCACCUCAGCAGGUUUGGUUCCAUUUGCAAUUGGUUCAGAAACUUGCGGCUCUAUUACCUAUCCAGCUUCCCGCUGUGGCGUGACGGCACUGCGGCCCACUUUUGGAGCUGUUGGUCGAACGGGUAUUAUGAGCAUAGCUGAAAGCUUGGAUAAAAUAGGCCCUUUUUGUAGAAACUCUGUGGAUUGUGUGAUUAUUCUGGAUGCCAUUCGGGGAAAGGACCCAGAUGAUGUUUCAUCUAGAGACAUAUCCUUUAGAGAUCCAUUCUCAGUUGAUAUCACAAAGCUCACUGUUGGAUAUCUUGAGGAUGCUGAGAUGGAAGUCGUUCACGUACUCCAAUCAAAAGGAGUGAAUAUGGUCCCGUUUAACCUGAGUUACACUGUUGAUUCCGUCCAAGGUGUCCUCAAUUUCACAAUGGAUGUUGAGAUGCUGGCUCACUUUGACAAAUGGCAGCGCUCAAAUCUGGAUGAUGAAUAUGAAGCCCAAGAUCAAUGGCCUACUGAACUUCGCCGAGCACGUGCCAUAUCUGCAGUUGACUAUUUUCAGGCACAAAGAGCUAGAGGUAUAUUGAUUCAGCAAGUAAGAGAAAAUUUCAGCGUUGAUGCAUUUAUUGGAAAUGCAACUGACUGGGAGAAAGUUUGUGUUGGCAAUCUUGUGGGUAUUCCAGUAGUAAUUGUUCCAACAGGAUUCAAAAAGAUAUCUGAUGCACCAUCAAAUGAUAUUCGCCGAAGAACAACAAUAACUACAGGCAUAUAUGCUCCUCCGGACCGUGAUCAUAUCGCCUUAGCUUUAGCAAUUGCUUAUCAAUCAGUUACCAAUCAUCAUAAGCAGCGGCCACCAAUUGAUGACCUUGGUCCAAAUGAUCCUAUUCCAGAAUCACCAAAAUCCCUGUAGUGGUAUUGAAUGUUGUUCAUGCUCACAAGUGCUUGAUAUGAACCUCCAUGCGCUUGAGCCUGGUGUGAUUCAGACCACCGUUUGUAGCUGCUAAAACUAUGGAAGUAUGAAUCUCAGCUUUCUGUUCGGGCCAUGAGAAAACUAAAAUUCUGUUUACUUCUGUCACUGUUUUAUAGUUCUAAUUCUGUGAAAUUUCUUAUUACUUUUGAUCUGUAAAUGAUUUAACUUUGUAUUAAGUGGAUUAUUUAUCCAAUAAGAAGAGUAACACUUCUACUGAGA